AUGACAGAAAACCAGGAAAGACUACCUCCGAUCUCAGCUUUACUUUUGCAUCAGUCGACACUAACAUUAUCAUCCACGACAUCUCCAUCAUAUCAUAACAUAACCACAAAUAACACCAGCACUAUAAAUAGUAAUUUAAAAAUUUUUAAUAAGAAUGGAACUAUAACAUUACCUUUACCAGGUAACAAUACUAGUAAGAAUACUUCUAUAUUAGACACAGCUGAUACUGUGUGUUAUAAUAACAAAUAUGGCUUGGUAUCAGGCACUCCUUUGAGUACUACUAAUACUGCUAUUAAUAAUAAUAAUAAUAAUAAUAAUAAUUACUAUCAUCCUCAUAAUCACAAAAAUUAUUAUCCUGAAACACCUUUGAAGAAUAAAAUUAAUAACACUUUAAGUAUAGAUAUUGCUAGCAUAAAUAAACUUAAUGUGUUACAAGAUACUCUUAGUGCUGGGUUCAAUAAAGAAAAUAAUAAUAGCAGGACUACAUUUACCACAAAUAAAUUAGAAUUUCAGCUACAUAAUGACAAUAAUGCAACUGUCCAUCAUAAAAACUCUCCUACUACUAAUAUGUUGAAUAUUCAUAAAAAAAGAUCAAUAUCUAAUGUUACUUCUUCUAUAAUUUCCGAGUCUCCAGCGUAUGAAAGGAAAUUCGUUACCUCCUUUGUUCCAGCAGAAGCAACGACGAUAACAACAAAAACAGCAUCAGCAUCAGCAUCAUCAUCAUCAUCAUCUGCAUCCACCCCUAACUCUUCUUCCUCUUCAAAAACAGUUCAAACUUUUGCAUUUAUUUCUCAUUCGCAAGACACUUUCCCAUCUGAUGAACCUUCUAUUGAUAAUGCACAGUUAGCUAGGAGAAAAAGAAGGAGAACUUCCAAACAAGAAUUAAGUAUUUUAGAAACAGAAUUUAAUAAUAAUCCCACUCCAACUAAGGACAAAAGACAUGAAAUAGCCUUGAAAUGUAAUAUGUCCGAGCAGAGUGUACAAAUUUGGUUCCAAAAUAAAAGACAAAAUGUGAAAAAGAGGAAAUUAAAGCUAAAAAAGCAAGAUGCAUUUAUCACUAGUAAUAGCAACAAUAGUAAAAAAAAGAGAAGUAUAAUAAUUCUAAAGAAUAAUCACAAAAAUAUUGCCUCUUCUUUCCAAAACAUCAAUGGAAACAUAAAUAAGGAUAAUGAAACAUGCUCCGAAGGGUCCUCUACUCAUACUUCUCCAAUAGGAACCCCCAAAAUAUUAGGCGUUGAAACUACAAAGAACGGUAUUGUUAACAAUAACAGUCAUAUUUCGGAUAUAACCACUGGUUCAUUGUAUACAAGCUUUUCUGUCAAUAGUAACAUUUCUCCUUUGUUAAAUACGCCAUUGAAAUAUGAUACUAAAGUAUUAUCUUUUAUUAAUGAAAGCAGUGCUACUACUCCCUCUAUUAAUUCUUCAACCACUGCUGUUGUCAACAAAAAUUCUAUAAAUCAAUAA
Molecule: messenger RNA, 1464 nt
Organism: Saccharomycodes ludwigii
Lineage: Eukaryota; Fungi; Ascomycota; Saccharomycetes; Saccharomycodales; Saccharomycodaceae
Gene: YHP1
Product: Yhp1p
Exons: 1
Coding region: 1-1464 (487 amino acids)
Biological process (GO): regulation of transcription by RNA polymerase II; cell differentiation
Molecular function (GO): DNA-binding transcription factor activity, RNA polymerase II-specific; RNA polymerase II cis-regulatory region sequence-specific DNA binding
Source: RefSeq, a predicted model, not a curated record